AUGGUUGACGGUCUAUCGGACGGGUCGAUUUCCGACGCGCCGACGGGGAUAGAUGGAUCAAGAUUGGAUGCUUCUCGUGAGAAACGUACGGAUCUUGGUCUAGGGCGACUUGAACAAGACUUUCACAGUCAGGGGAUCUCCGGCGACGCGCCACCGCAGGAUGGAAGGCAGGAAGAUUUCCCGGCUGUGGAUGCUCAUCCACGACUGAGCUUGUCGAGCGCAUUGGCGACAGACAGUCCACAGGGGCCCAGGCAGGAGAGUGCGUCUUCACAUAUCAACGUAAGCCCGGAGGAGGAUGGCUCUGCUGAUUUGCCUGGGGCGUCUGUCCGAGGACAAUCCUCUCGGAGCAUGUUUGACAAUCCCCCCAAUUUGGCUCGGGUGCGGAGAAUCCUCUUUGAAUGUAAAGAUCCGGUUGAGAUCAGUUUGCCGGAAUUCGAAACAUAUUGGCCAUUCAUCGACAAUGUCUGGGUCAAGCAGAGAACCAAUGUCAGCAGAGAUGGCCACUGUAUCACAGAUUAUUACAUGUGCCGGCUGCGGCGCCCAAAUCAAACUGCAUCAGAGACUCGUCCGCUACCGGAAGGCAAACGACCGCGCAAGAAGCGUGUACGAGAAGGCGGGCAGUGUAAUUUUCAAAUCAAAGUGGUGCGUUGGGUUGGCGGCUAUCGGAUGGUCACUAUUGCUAGGACUCCGGGGAGUGAGAGCGUGCACUCUCAUGACUUGGAUCAAAUCGAUUGUCUGAAACGUAACUCUGGGCUGAUGGAAUUUGCUCACCGAGAGGCUGUGAAGGGAUAUUUGCCAUCAUCGGUGUAUACCAAGUUUCGUGAAGAGCCCGACAAAUUGGACGAGGCCGGAGGGCGAUUUCUGACUGUGGCGGAUGUGCGUAAUGUCUCUUCCAAGUGGCGCCUCCAGAAUCCGGAUGUCGAGUUGAUUCCGCAUGAAGGGUAUGAGCUGGUCAAGGGUCAAGGGAUCGUCAAGUGUGGGAGUACUGCUGUCGAUGCCAGUGCAGCUGCAUCAUCCCUAUUCACCACCGCACGAGCACAUCUGCCACCUGACACGCUUUCAUUUCCAUCCUUCUCGCUCGACUUUCUGCAGCCAUAUCUGCCCAUUCACUCUCACAAGAAGUGCCAAUUCCCUCACGUCACUCUAUCUUAUGCCUCGUCCAUGGAUUCCAAGCUCUCCCUCUUGCCAGGCAUGCAGACGGUACUCUCUGGACCCGAGGCGAAACUCAUGACCCAUUACCUUCGAUCCCGUCACGAUGCCAUUCUUGUUGGCGUGGGGACCGUGCUUGCAGACAAUCCUGGGUUGAACUGCCGCCUCGAAGGCGCUGGAGGGUUUGGCGGAUUGGGACGGAUGUGGCAGCCACGUCCGAUCGUCAUUGAUCCCAUGGCCCGAUGGUCCAUUCAUCCCAGCUGCCGAAUGCUGCGAACAGCGGUGGAGGGAAAAGGCAAAGCACCCUGGGUCGUGGUCACCCCGGGAGCUCGGAUCGAUUCGCAACGGCUGAUGAUGCUGAAGAGCUAUGGCGGUGAUUUCUUGCGCAUUGUCGAAUAUAAUCAGAAUUGGCGAUUGCGAUGGGAAGCCGUCCUUCGUGCUCUGGCAUCGGAAGGCAUCAAGAGUGUUAUGAUCGAGGGAGGUGCCACGAUUCUGAGCGAGCUUCUCAACUCGGAGUAUUCACACUUGAUCAACUCGAUUAUUGUCACGAUGGCGCCGACCUAUCUGGGUCAUGGCGGUGUCAGCGUCAGUCCCGAUUCAAAGCUAGAUCAGGAGGGCAGGCCCAGUGCUGCAUUGAACCCACGCGAAGUCAAAUGGACGCCGAUGGGUCAGAACGUGGUCAUGUGUGGUAAGAUCUGCCACGAUGAAGCUGAACGGCCAGAUGGCCCUGUGUAG
Molecule: messenger RNA, 1884 nt
Organism: Penicillium oxalicum
Lineage: Eukaryota; Fungi; Ascomycota; Eurotiomycetes; Eurotiales; Aspergillaceae
Product: RibD family protein
Exons: 1
Coding region: 1-1884 (627 amino acids)
Biological process (GO): riboflavin biosynthetic process
Molecular function (GO): 5-amino-6-(5-phosphoribosylamino)uracil reductase activity
Source: RefSeq, a predicted model, not a curated record